Ambispora leptoticha is the source of this 376-nucleotide messenger RNA. NCBI's taxonomy places the organism in Eukaryota, Fungi, Glomeromycota, Glomeromycetes, Archaeosporales, Ambisporaceae. The record is from the annotation of a GenBank genome assembly.
UGGGUUAUUUCUAUGCAAAAUCAUCAAAGUAUAUACAUACCAGAAGGUGGUAAUCCCCUUUCUCCCGGGCAACAAAGUUAUAUUCAAAGUACCCAGGAACCACCUAUACAAGAAAAACAGCUUCCUCCUCCUCCACCAAAUAAAAAUUUUGAUAGCAAUGAUAAUUCUGUACUUAAUAUAGAACCUGAAAAAUCUAAACAGCAUUGGGAUGAACCUCCUAGAAUACAGGCUCGUCGUAUCAAUAAACAGCGUGUUGUAUUAAAGGAUGGAAAACAUUUGGUGUUGGAAUGUCCCAUACCUACUGAUCUGUUCGGGAGUAUUCCUAGGAAUGAAUCAAGGGAAUUUACUCAUAUGAGAUAUACCGCAUGUACAAGUG